This is a messenger RNA of Cladophialophora yegresii CBS 114405, 867 nucleotides long. RefSeq lists its product as uncharacterized. Bases 1 to 867 code for a protein of 288 amino acids. The transcript has a single exon. Lineage: Eukaryota; Fungi; Ascomycota; Eurotiomycetes; Chaetothyriales; Herpotrichiellaceae. The record is from RefSeq and is a predicted model, not a curated record.
AUGUCAUCACAACCUUCGACUCCAUCUCGCUCCCUCCUCCGCGGCUCCGCAAUCCUCAUAAUCUGGGGCCGUCAAUCCAACCUCAGCACCGCCGACGAACGCGCUCUCAACGACUGGUGGACAAACGAGCACCUACCCGAACGGCUCGCUAUUCCAGGCUUCCGCCGCACGCGACGAUACUACCACACCUCGAAGGACAGCUCCGACGAGACCACGGCCUCUCGCUCGCACUCGCAAGCGCACGGGCACUCUUAUUCGCACUACCUGGUAGUCUACGAAGUCUCGUCCCUCUCCACGCUCACAUCCCCGGCGUACAUGCACGCGCUCAACAAUCCCACAGUUGGCACCCAGAAAUUCAUGCCCGUGCUCGCCAGCAUGAACCGGUCGGCGUGUACCGUCUUAUCCUCCGUUUCGCGGCCGGAGUUUUCGCAGUGUCAGCGCGGCGGAGUCGGUGGGACGCUCGCGCACGUACUCUUUGAGGCCCCCGGGUCGUCCGAGGCGCGAGAAGGGUUGAGAACGUACCUCGCCACUGAGGCCUGGGAGUUGAUACUGAGCUUCUUCCCCAGCGUUCUGGCGAUGCACCUCCUUGAGCACGACGAGGAGGCGUCCCGGAGUGGGAAUUCGACCAGGUCGUACGAUAAUGUCAAGUUCCAGGCUGCUGCUGCUGUUGCUGGGGGUGGCGGUGGCGCGGAUGAGCAACACCGGACGUGGAUGCUGCUGGUCGAGUUUAGUGAUCCGUUUGAGGCGCCGUUUGCGAGCUAUAAGGAGAAGUGUCCAGGGUUUAGCGAGGGGUUGGGUGCACGUGGCGUCGAUUUGUCGACGUUAAAGGAGGAGAUUUACGGGCUGGUUGUUGCGAUGGAGGAGUGA